AUGGUAAAUAGACCUGAUCAGCGAACUGACAAUACUCAAAUAAGAGCCUUUUCUGCAUCACAAAAUAUUCUUAAUAGAGCCGAUGGCUCUUCUAAAUUUGAAUUUGGAUCAACAUCUGUCAUUUGUUCAGUCUCAGGUCCCAUGGACAUUCAAAUUCGUGAUGAAAAAUUAGAUGAAGCAACAGUGGAUAUUGUUAUUCGACCUGCUAAAGGAGUACCUGCUACAAAAGAAAAACUAAUGGAAACUAUAUUACGUACAGCUUUUGAACCCAUCAUUUUGGCGGGUAUGAUGCCACGUACACUUAUUCAAGUUGUAGUUCAAAUUUUAAAAGACGAUGGGUGUUUGUUAGCUGCUUCAGUAAACGCAAUUACUUUGGCAUUGCUGGAUGCUGGUAUACCCAUGAAACAAAUGGCUGGUGCAAUUACAGUUAUGAUCGAUGAAAAGACAAAUGAUUUAGUGCUAGAUCCUACAUUAGCUGAAUUAGAGAACGCAAAAUCAACACAUACAUUUGCUUUUGAUAAUGUACAUGAAAAGCCUUUUGUAUUAUUAUCAGAUUCAGACGGUGUCUUUAGUGAAGAAGAGUAUUUCUCGUGUCAUGAUCUUGCAUUUGAAGCUGUUGAGAAGAUCCAUGGAUUUUUAAGGUUAGCGGUUGAGUCAAAAAAGGAAAAGGAGCAACAGCAGCUUAAUGAGCAUUAG
Molecule: messenger RNA, 696 nt
Organism: Cokeromyces recurvatus
Lineage: Eukaryota; Fungi; Mucoromycota; Mucoromycetes; Mucorales; Mucoraceae
Product: ribosomal protein S5 domain 2-type protein
Exons: 4
Coding region: 1-696 (231 amino acids)
Biological process (GO): poly(A)-dependent snoRNA 3'-end processing; rRNA catabolic process; U4 snRNA 3'-end processing
Cellular component (GO): nucleolus; nuclear exosome (RNase complex); cytoplasmic exosome (RNase complex)
Source: RefSeq, a predicted model, not a curated record